Messenger RNA from Penicillium salamii, 1377 nucleotides. The record is from the annotation of a GenBank genome assembly. Lineage: Eukaryota; Fungi; Ascomycota; Eurotiomycetes; Eurotiales; Aspergillaceae.
AUGACUUCAGCAAUGAAUCCCAAUCCUCUUGCUUUGAAUCCUUCUGGAUCUAUGGAGAAACUAGAGAUAAUUAAAGACGAUGACCCGAAGGUUGAAGAUCCUUUUGGGGACGAGAGCCAGACUGGCGUGAAGUACAAGACUAUGGCCUGGUGGCAAGCUGGAAUGAUUAUGAUCGCCGAGACCAUUUCUCUUGGAAUCCUCUCGCUGCCCAAAGCACUUGCAACCUUAGGCCUGGUUCCUGGAAUCUUUGCCAUCAUCGUCAUUGGGAUCAUCUCAACCUAUACCGGCUACACUAUCGGACAGUUCAAAUGCCGACAUGUGCAAGUCCACAGUAUGGCUGACGCCGGUGAUAUCCUAAUGGGAAGAUUUGGGCGAGCGACACUGGACGCUGCGCAGAUAGUCUUCUUCAUGUUGGUAAUGGGCAGUCACAUCCUCACAUUCUCCAUCAUGAUGAACGUCCUGACCGAGCACUCCUCCUGUACCAUCGUUUUCUCGACUCUCGGUCUGCUCGUAUCAUUGAUUCUAACUCUCCCCCGACGACUCGAGCGGCUCUCUCACCUCUCUACCGUGAGCUUCGUCAGUAUCAUUGGGGCAGUGAUGACCGGUAUGAUCGGUAUUGCUCUUGCGAACAAGGAACCAUCAAAUGUUCCGGCGUUUUCACCAAGGGUAGAAGUGCACGAAGCAUGUCUUGCUAUUGCGAACAUUGUCUUUGCGUAUGCGGGCCAUGUGGCAUUCUUCACCCUCUUCUCUGAACUGAAAAAGCUCGAUGAUUUUCCGAAAGCACUCGCACUUCUGCAACUGAGUGAGAUGAUCCUAUAUAUCGUUGCGGCGAUUGUGAUAUAUGCCUAUGUGGGGCCAACUGUGAACUCACCUGCUCUCAACUCUGCGGGGACGUUGGUUCGGCAGGUGUCUUAUGCGAUUGCUAUACCUACGAUUGUGAUCGGAGGCGUUGUCAACGCCCAUGUCGCGGUUAAAUUCAUAUAUGUUCGGAUAUUCCGAGGAACCACCUCUAUUCAUAGCAACUCCAUCCUUGCGCGAGCAAUAUGGGUUGCUAUCUGUACAGUCCUCUGGAUCUUAUCGUGGAUUAUCGCUGAGGGGAUACCGGUUUUCAACGACGUUUUGGGGCUUGCGAGCUCGCUAUUCGCCAGUUGGUUUUCGUUUGGUCUCCCGGGCCUCUUUUGGCUAUACCUCAAUCGGACUUGCUGGUUCUUGACCGGGCGGCAACGGUUUCUAUUUUGCGUCAACAUCCUUUUGGUGUUUCUUGGAUUCCUCAUUUGCAUUGUCGGGUUGUAUUCGUCUAUUCGGUCAAUCUUCCACAACCUUCGUGAUGGCGUUGGGGGAGGCAGUUUCUCGUGUGCGGACAAUUCUCUUUAUUGA